CUUCCUCAAGCACUUCCUCACUAAGCACCCUGAUAACCUAGGUCUAGCCCAGCUACACCUAUGCGAUUAACAAAUAUCACCAAUGAGCGCCCGACCCAAAUUACUGUCACUGGCCCAGACGACGCACAUUUAGCUGUUGAGAGACAACCCGGGAUCUGUAAAUGGAACCAUAAGGAACCGAAAUCGGAAUCAGACAUAGGCAGGCAUGUGCGCCAAGCUCAUCAUUUCAGUAGAGCCCGCAAGGCACAGGAUGCAGAAAUUUGCCCCCAUUGCAAAAAAUCGCAUUCAAAAAAGAACCAGUGGAGAUGCCGCCCGAAGACUGGAAAACAAGGAGAGCAAUUCCCAGUUGAUAGCCAACCUUUAAAUGCAACUUAUCCCUACAAUACCCCCCAAGAAUAUAAAGAAUGGAAAAAGGAGGCUCUGGAAGAUCUCAAGAGCAGAUUCUGCGCUGGCGAAGAAGCAAUCACCCAUGGUGAACAAACUGCCAAGAAUCUUUAUUCUCAUCUGGUUGUCGCUUCACACCCCAACACAGAUGAAAGCCAAGGCGAUAUAGAAAUCCGUUUUUGCACCAGCGAUGAGGAUUGCGAAAAGGCUGUGAUCGAUAGCAAGGUCCCAAUCAUCGCUGAAAAUCAGCAGCCUCUUCAAUGGAAAUCAGACGAACUACCUAUCAAAGAAACAUUCGAUCAGUGGAGACAUGAUGAAGAUCUCAUGGUAUAUGUGCAGCCCUCAAGCCGUCCCAGACUAAAAGAAUCCUACGAAAAGCGCACGAUAAGGGAGGUCGCUGAGAAAUUUCUAACCGACGGGACGCCCAAGGACCCAUGGAAUUUGCUAGAUUGUCGAUGCCCGUUCCCAAACGUUCACCCGAAGUUCCUAGUAUCCUAUCACUGUCGAUUGCUUCAUUUCAUUCAAGAUGGUAGCCUUAAAAACAAAUCCGCUCAAAGAGACGCUGCAUCAACGGUUGAGGUGUGGCAGUAUAAAAUGUUUGAGAAAGGCAUGCUUAUAGGCCAGGCGGGGGCGAAUUCCGACUUUCAUAUUGACAGUAACGGUUGGGGCACCUGGAUCACAGUUCAGCAAGGGAAGUUGGGAUUUUUGUUCAUGGCUAAUUUCUCGAAGGAAGACAGAGAGGCUUGGAGAAAGGACCGUGGGUAUAAUAACGGCAAAGUUCGGUACGUGGUUUUGAGACCAAAGCAGACCAUCUGGUUCCCGCCCGGGACCGUACAUGCUGUUGUUCGAUUGGAAGUCACGGUUUCCAUAACCGGCCACAUUCUGAGGUCGUGUGAUAUCACGAUUUGGUUGGAAGUGUUGGAGACACAGCGCGACGACCCUAAGAUAACCAACGAAUAUAUGAAGGAUGAAAACACUUUGCGUAUGCUGGAUAGCGCUCUUAAUAUAAUUAAGAAACGAAUACAGCAUGGCGACGUUGAUGCGAUUGGAGGAUCAGAAGAAACCAAAAGAAAUGUAGCAACGAUAGAGAUACUGAUUAAGGUAAUUGAGCGUAAAAAGAGGAAUAAAAGAAAGAGAA
Molecule: messenger RNA, 1522 nt
Organism: Fusarium odoratissimum NRRL 54006
Lineage: Eukaryota; Fungi; Ascomycota; Sordariomycetes; Hypocreales; Nectriaceae
Exons: 2
Coding region: 365-553 (62 amino acids)
Source: RefSeq, a predicted model, not a curated record